AUGCGGUGGUUUAGCGAAUUACUAUUACUCACUGGACUGGCCGUGUGCUGUGCCGUUGCAACCGAGGUUAAGACAAACCCAAACAAUAAGAUAGUGAAUGGAUUCAACGCACCAAACACACCGUACAACGUAUACGUGUUGUAUCUGAAUUCGGUCAAUUCCGGAUUCUUUGGUGGUGGUUCCCUGAUUUCCGAUCGCCACGUGUUGACGGCAGCCCAGAACAUUCAAGGAUUUGUGCGAUGGGAACUAGGACUUGGCAGUGUCUUUUUCUCACAGUUAAUCAUGCAAGUGUCGACGCAAGCAACCGCCCAUCCAUCCUUCAACAGCCAGACACGUGCCAACGACAUCGGUUUUAUCGUCCUACCAAACCCAGUCGUCUUUACGGCAAACAUAGCUCGGAUCGCGCUUCCUGAGGUAAACAUCAAUUUGCCUUUGGAAAACGAAGAAGGCAACAUCGUCGGAUUCGGGUUUCAUGCGGUUCAAGCCGAGCAACGUUCAGACUUCUUGAAGAUUGGAUAUCAAAGGAUGAUCGCCGACACUCGCUGCACCGCAACGUACGUAAUAACGCCACCAUAUCACUUCUGUGCGGAGGAUAUUACACAUCGCGCCAAUGUGUGUAACGGAGACUUGGGUGCAGGGUUUGUUGUCCUGGAUCGCCGUGUUGAUACACUUGUCGGUGUGGCAUCGCUUAUUACUGACUCGUGUAAUGCUAUAAAUCCAACUGGGUACACCCGUGUAUCUUUCUAUCGCCAAUGGAUUCGGGAUAACACAGGUGUUUAA
Messenger RNA from Anopheles cruzii, 780 nucleotides. RefSeq names its product collagenase-like. Gene Ontology annotation, biological process: proteolysis. The record is from RefSeq and is a predicted model, not a curated record. NCBI's taxonomy places the organism in Eukaryota, Metazoa, Arthropoda, Insecta, Diptera, Culicidae. The transcript has 3 exons. Gene Ontology annotation, molecular function: serine-type endopeptidase activity. The coding region runs from base 1 to 780 and encodes 259 amino acids.